This is a messenger RNA of Maniola jurtina (meadow brown), 2676 nucleotides long. RefSeq names its product sodium- and chloride-dependent glycine transporter 1-like. The record is from RefSeq and is a predicted model, not a curated record. Gene Ontology annotation, molecular function: glycine transmembrane transporter activity. Gene Ontology annotation, biological process: sodium ion transmembrane transport. Lineage: Eukaryota; Metazoa; Arthropoda; Insecta; Lepidoptera; Nymphalidae. Gene Ontology annotation, cellular component: membrane. The coding region runs from base 156 to 2078 and encodes 640 amino acids. The transcript is spliced from 12 exons.
UUUGGCGCCUCAUUUAGCCAUCAAGUGCCGUGCUUCGAUGUAAUAGCUGGUAGUCUUUUAGAUAAAAAGAACCAUUGUUAGUAUAUGUUCGUAUUUAUGUAUCCCAGUAAGACCUGCGAUCUAGCAUACAACGCUUCUGUGGUUUGCUUCUUACAAUGGCUGGUGGAAAUCACACUAUGAAGGAAAAAGUAAAUGACAGUCCACCUCCCAACGACAAUCCUUCUCAGACUCCUGAGAGAGCAGGAUGGGGACGUCCACUGGAAUUCAUAUUAGCGUGCCUUGGAUACGCCGUGGGAUUGGGAAACGUGUGGCGAUUCCCUUAUUUGUGCUACAGAAAUGGUGGAGGUGCAUUUUUAAUCCCCUUCUUCAUAAUGCUGGUUUUAAUCGGCCUACCAAUCUUCUACUUGGAACUGUACCUUGGACAGUUCACAGCGCUUGGUCCAAUCAAAGCGUUCAGUUCAAUUGCUCCGUUCUUCAGUGGUUUGGGAUACUGCACCUUGGUAGUAAUUAGCCUAAUCUCAAUAUACUACAUGAUCAUCGUGGCUUGGACAGCGUUCUAUACAUUUAUAUCCAUCGGUGGUGAUAUGGCGUGGGGGUCUUGUGAGAAUGAAUUCAAUACAGACUAUUGUUACAGUGGUGCUUACGACAAAGCUUGCCGGGUCAACAACACAGGUGAAGCUGCCGACCUCACAUAUUACAUGCGCCGAUGUAUGAGUAUCGGCGAGAUAUGCCAAAUGACGGAACUGGAACCUUACGAUGGGAAAAACUGUCGAAACGGAACGGAAACCAUCCCGUGGUUCAAUAAUGUCAACAGGGUACUAGCGUCAGAAGAAUAUUAUAACGAACGUGUUCUGGGAAGAGGUAACGCGACGUGGGAGAAUUGGGGAUCUAUACAAUGGCAUCUCGUCGGCUGCCUGUUUUUCUGCUGGGUGGUUGCUUUUUUAUGUGUCAUCAAGGGCGUACAAUCAGCAGGGAAGGUGGUGUACUUCACAGCCCUGUUUCCAUACGUCAUGUUGACCGCGUUACUCAUUAGAGGAGUAACUUUGGACGGUGCGAGCGACGGUAUCUUAUUUUACCUGUUACCUGACUGGGGAACACUGCUGACAGCAAGAGUUUGGGGUGACGCAGCCUCACAGAUUUUCUACUCCUUCGGCGUCGCAUGCGGGUCAUUGAUAACGCUGGCAUCAUACAACAACUUUUACAACAACUGCCAGUUCGACGCCAUUUUUGUCUGUCUCACGAAUUUCGGGACGUCCAUCUACGCUGGGUUCGCGAUAUUCUCCGUGCUUGGCUUCCAAGCUCAAAUGAUGGGGGUCAGCGUAGAUGAUGUGGCUGAGCAAGGUCCAGGGUUGGCGUUCGUGGCAUACCCAGAAGCGUUGCUGCAGAUGCCCAUCCCACAGUUCUGGUCUAUCAUGUUCUUCUUCAUGCUUUUCAUCCUAGGCCUUGGCUGCCAGUUCGCUGGGAUUGAGGCCAUCAACACUGCUAUUGUGGACCAGUGGCCUCAGUUGAGAAAGAGAUACUGGAUGGUGACGGCCAGUACAUGUUUCACGUGUUUUCUCCUUGGACUACCGAUGUGCUUCAGCGGCGGCGUGUACCUGUUCACUCUGCUCGAUAUGAACACCGCCUCCUGGGCUAUAUUGUUGAUCGGUAUGGCUGAGUGUACCGCAGUGUCCUGGAGCUAUGGCAUUAAUCGUGCCAUGCGAGACUUGGCUUCCAUGAAUAUGAAGUUGGGUAUCGUCAUGCGAACUUAUUGGAAAGCUACGUGGACGCUCACAGUGCCUGUUGCUAGUAUUAGUGUUUUAGUAUUUGUCUUUGCAAAUUGGAUGCCACCGGCCUACGAGGAUUAUAUGUUCCCCUUAUUUGCGGACCUGCUAGGAUGGGCUAUCGGACUGUCUACGCUGGUAUUCUUCCCUCUUGGUAUUUGCUGGGCUCUAUACUGUGGAUACAGAGGCAAAGAACUGUUUACGCCAACGACGCUCUGGAAGCCAGCCGUCAAGACUACACAACCAACUCCAGAUUGUAUACCUAACGGCAACUUAGAUCGCGCUGAAUAUGAUAAUAUUGCGUACAUAUCUUAAAAAUCGGUGUUGUGCGAGUCCGAUUCGCACUUAAUUUUUUUAUUACAACAAACCACUAUAUUGUUAAUUAUGGAUGUAGGUUUUCUUUAUAAUGUUAACACACACUAAAUUCCAAUUAUUUUACUUACUUAUAAGGGGUUUAAGUUAUGUUAAGGUUACGGUUAAACUUGGUUCGUCACAAGAAGCAAAAUUCGGUUGCACAAAUCAGAGUUCACACCUCCAUGAUUAAGGUUAAUAAUAUUAUGUACAAUAUUUUGGACUAAUGUUAACAAACCCUAGUUCCUAACUAUACAAAAUAUUCACUUCAUUUUUACUGACAAUCAGUGAUUAACCGCAACCAUAACUUUAACGGCAUAGCAUCGAUGCUAGGGCAGGUUGUAUUUAUUUAAUGUGAUACAAUAAUUAUAAGUAAGUAGUAUAAUAAUUAUGUCGAACGCGCGAUAGCUUUCAUGGCAUUUUGGUAGGCACUUUAAGCAAUUUGGAAAGUGCAUAGAAGUUUAUAAGAAUAGAAAUAAGGAAUGUCAUAGACUAUAAGAAUAAUGAAGAUCUGUAACCAUGGAUUAUUUUUGUAUGACGAUGAUAAAUAAACCUUGUUAAG